Brienomyrus brachyistius is the source of this 9029-nucleotide messenger RNA. RefSeq names its product E3 ubiquitin-protein ligase UBR5-like. The record is from RefSeq and is a predicted model, not a curated record. Gene Ontology annotation, biological process: protein polyubiquitination; DNA damage response; regulation of double-strand break repair. Gene Ontology annotation, molecular function: ubiquitin binding; zinc ion binding; ubiquitin-protein transferase activity. Gene Ontology annotation, cellular component: nucleus. The coding region runs from base 196 to 8619 and encodes 2807 amino acids. The transcript is spliced from 58 exons. NCBI's taxonomy places the organism in Eukaryota, Metazoa, Chordata, Actinopteri, Osteoglossiformes, Mormyridae.
UAAAUCUGCUCUAGCCAACGCAGAGCUGAGAAACCCGGCAGAGUUAAGAUGGCGGAGUAAGCAGUGAGACGACGGCUUAAAGCUCCGGGUCUCUUCCGUUAAAGUCGGAUUCUGUUAAAUCGCCCCACUACAAUAAAUAAGAAUUCAACCGUUAUACAUUAUUCACACAUAAUCGUCCAAUUUCGGGCUGAGCUCAUGACGUCUAUACACUUUGUGGUUCAUCCGUUGCCUGGGACCGAAGACCAGCUCAAUGACAGGCUGCGGGAGGUCUCUGAGAAGCUCAAUAAAUACAAUUGUACUAGUCACCCUCCUCUGAGUGUGUUGGAACAGGCCAUCAUAAAACAGUGUGUUGUUGGUCCAAACCAUGCUGCUUUUCUCCUAGAGGAUGGUAGUAUCUGUAGGAUCGGCUUUGCCGUACAGCCUGACCGACUGGAGUUGGGCAAACCAGAUGGAAACGAUGGCUCAAAGUUGAGCAGUGGUUCAGGGACAGUGAGGAGCUCCAGGCCAGGCAGGACUAGUGGUUCACCCUGGUUCCUUUCGAGUUCUGACACACUGGGCAGGCUGGCAAGCAACACCCUCGGGAGUCGCUGGAGCUCUGGUGUGAAUGGAGGAGGACCUGGAGGAGGAGCCGGCGGCGCUGUCACAGGCGGCGGCGGAGGUGGGGCGAGUGGCGGAGUCGCUGCAGGGGGUGGCUCCUCGGGCAGGUCGGUGGCGGCGACAGCGCGGGAUUCCCGCAGGCAGACCCGGGUAAUCCGCACCGGCAGGGACCGCGGCUCGAGCCUGCUGGGCAGUCAGCCUCAGCCCGUCAUCCCGGCCUCCGUCAUCCCAGAGGAACUCAUCUCUCAGGCCCAGGUCGUCCUGCAAGGAAAGUCCAGGAGCGUCAUCAUCCGCGAGCUGCAGCGCACCAACCUAGACGUCAACCUGGCCGUCAACAACCUGCUGAGCAGAGACGAUGAGGACGGCGACGACGGCGAUGACACCGCCAGCGAGUCUUACCUCCCUGGAGAGGACCUGAUGUCUCUCCUGGACCCUGACAUUCACUCCGCACACCCCAGCGUCAUCAUCGAUGCGGAUGCCAUGUUCUCUGAGGACAUCAGCUACUUUGGAUACCCCUCCUUUCGGCGCUCUUCCUUAUCCAGGCUGGGCUCCUCGCGAGUUUUCCUUCUUCCCCUAGAGCGCGACUCCGAACUGCUGCGUGAGCGAGAGUCCGUGCUGAGGCUGCGUGAGCGGAGGUGGCUGGACGGCACCUCCUUCGACGCCGAGCGCGGCUCCACCAGCAGGGAGAGCGAGGCCGGCCCGGACAAGAAGGGCGUCCCCACACAGAGCCCCGUCUCGCUGAGCGAGGACCUCCAGUGGUGGCCUGACAAGGACGGUACUCGGUUCAUGAGCAUCGGGGCGCUACAUUCGGAGCUGGUGGCAGUCAGCUGCAAAGGAGAGCUCUACCAGUGGAGGUGGGCUGAACCAGAACCCUAUAGGAACUCGCAGAAUCUUUCACUUCACCACCCCCGUACUUCCUUCCUGGGCCUGACUAAUGAGAAGAUCACCUUCCUGGCAGCCAACAGCAUCAGAGCUACAGUAGCCACAGAGUCCAACAAGGUGGCGACCUGGGUGGACGACACACUGAGCACGGUAGGCUCGAAGCUGGAGCACAGCGCGCAGGCCUUCGCAGAGCUGCAGGGCGAGCGCAUCCUGUCGUUGCAUUGCUGCGCUCUAUACACCUGCGCCCAGCUAGAGCACAGCCUCUUCUGGUGGGGCGUGGUGCCAUUUAGCCAGCGGAAGAAGAUGCUGGAGAAGGCAAGAGCCAAGAACAGGAAGCCGAAGUCGGGUGCCGGCAUGUCGUCUGUUCCAAACAUUUCUGUGGGGACUCAGGUGUGCCUGAGGAACAACCCUCUGUACCACGUGGGCACCGUGGCCUUUUCCGUCAGCAGCGGCAUCCCCAAAGUGGGCGUCCUCCUCGAGUCCGUGUGGAAUAUGAAUGACAGCUGCCGGUUCCAGCUUCGUUCCCCGGAGAGCCUUAGGAACAUGGAGAAGAGCAGCAAGACCCAGGAGGCUAAGGCAGACAGCAAACUGGACUUGCUGAAGACUGAGAUGGGACCCCCCCCAUCGCCGGCCUCCACGUGUAGCGACACGUCGUCCAUCGCGAGCAGCGCCUCGCUCCCCUACAAGCGACGGCGCUCUACACCUGCCCCCAAAGAGGAGGAAAAAUUAAACGAAGAGCAGUGGCCUCUUUGUGAAGUGGUCUUUGUGGAAGAUGUUAAAAACGCUCCCGUGGGAAAGGUGCUAAAAGUCGAUGGUGCGUAUGUUGCUGUGAAAUUUCCAGGGACGUCAAGCAGCGUGAGCAGCCAGAGCGCAGCUCCCUCUGACUCUGACCCGUCCUCACUGCUGCAGGACUGUAGGCUCCUCAGAAUAGAUGAGCUUCAGAUUGUAAAAACUGGUGGAACUCCAAAAGUUCCCGAUUGCUUCCAACGCACACCCAAAAAACUUAGUAUCCCAGAAAAGGCUGAAAUCCUGGCUGUAAACGCGGACUCCAAAGGGGUUCAUGCCGUGCUGAAGACGGGCAGCUGGGUGCGUUACUGUGUCUUUGAUCUGGCCACAGGCAAGGCCGAGCAAGAGCACAGUUUCCCCACCAGCAGCGUGGCCUUCCUGGGCCAGAAUGAGCGUAACGUGGCCAUUUUCACCGCCGGCCAGGAGUCGCCCAUUGUCCUGCGGGACGGUAAUGGAACGAUCUACCCCAUGGCAAAGGACUGUACAGGGGGCAUACGAGACCCCGACUGGCUGGAUUUGCCACCGAUCAGUAGUUUGGCCAUGGGGGUACAUUCCUUAUCUAACCUCCCUGCCAACUCCACCGUCAAGAAGAAGGCCGCUGUCAUCAUUAUGGUUGUUGAGAGGCCGGCGAUAAUGCAGCACAUCCUGCGCUGUGACUAUGAGGCGUGCCGGCAAUACUUCUGCAACCUAGAGCAAGGCCCCCACACUCUGGCCGCCCUUUUGGGCCACCGCUGCGACGGAAACCGCAACGUGCUGCACACCUGCGUGUCUGCCUGCUUUCCAGUCAGCAACAAGGAGACCAAGGAGGAGGAAGAAGCAGAGCGGUCGGAGCGGAACACGUACGCGGAGCGGCUGUCUGCCGUGGAGGCUAUCGCGAAUGCCAUUUCCGUGGUGUCCAACAACAGCUCUGGAAACAGGCCGGGCUCGUCGGGCACCAGGGGCCUCCGGCUGCGAGAGAUGAUGAGGCGUUCCCUCCGGCCCACCAGUCUGAGCCGUCACGAAUCCGGCCCACCCUCCAAUGAUCACCAGGACCCCACUUCCCCACCCAUCGUGCCGCCAAGCUGGGUGCCAGACCCGCCGCCCAUGGACCCAGACGGUGAUAUCGACUUUAUCCUGGCCCCCGCCGUGGGCUCGCUCGCUGCUGCUUCGGCCGGCCCCGGGCCUGUGCCCAGCACCUCCACCGUACCAGGCCCAUCUGAAACCACGGUGCUCGAGACGAGAGACCGCAAGGCCAACGCCCACCUGAUCCUCAAGAUGAUGUGUGACAGUGCCGUCCUUCGUCCGUACAUCCGGGAGCUGCUCUCCGCCAAGGAUGCCCGUGGGAUGACCCCCUUCAUGCUGGCGGUCAGUGGGAGAGCGUACCCGGCAGCCAUCACCAUCCUGGAAGCGGCUCAGAAAAUAGCCAAAGGGGACCCUGGAAUCGGUGAGAAGGGGGACGCCGACGCUGUGUUCAUGGAAAUGAUCUGCCCCCCUGGGACCAACCCGGACGACUCUCCGCUGUACGUCCUCUGCUGCAAUGACACCUGCAGCUUCACCUGGACUGGGGCAGAGCACAUCAACCAGGACAUCUUCGAAUGCCGGACCUGCGGCUUGCUGGAGUCGCUCUGCUGCUGCACGGAGUGUGCCAGGGUCUGUCACAAGGGGCACGACUGCAAGCUCAAGAGAACGUCCCCCACCGCCUACUGUGACUGCUGGGAGAAGUGCAAAUGUAGGACCCUGAUCUCUGGGCAGAAGGCCGCUCGCCUGGACCUGCUUUACCGGCUGCUCACAGCCACCAAACUGGUCACCAUGCCCAACAGCAGGGGGGAGCACAUCCUGCUAUUUUUGGUCCAGACGGUGGCUAGGCAGAGCGUGGAGCACUGUCAGUACCGGCCUCCGCGGAUCCGUGAAGACAGGAAUCGCAAGACCGCCAGUGCCGAAGAUUCGGACAUGCCGGACCAUGACCUGGAGCCCCCGCGAUUUGCCCAGCUGGCCCUGGAGCGCGUCCUGCAGGACUGGAACGCUCUCCGAUCCAUGAUCCUGUUCGGCUCCCAGGACAACAAGGACCCGCUGAGCGCCAGCAGCCGCAUCAGCCACCUCCUCCCCGAGGAGCAGGUCCACCUCCGGCAGCAGAGUGGAGCCAUUCGGCUGGACUGUUUCACCCACUGCCUCAUCGUCAAGUGCGCACCUGACAUCACGUUCAUCGACACCCUUUUGGGCACACUGGUGAAGGAGCUGCAGAACCGGUACACGGUGGGCCGCUGGGAGGAGGCUGUCACUGUCACCACCAGAUUCCUGCGCUCCGUGGCCCGAGUCUUCGUCAUCCUCAGUGUGGAGAUGGCCUCGUCCAAGAAGAAGAACAACUUCGUCCCCCAGCCCAUUGGCAAGUGCCGGCGCGUCUUCCAGGCCCUGCUGCCCUACGCCGUGGAGGAGCUGUGCAACGUGGCCGAGUCACUGAUCGCGCCAGUGCGUAUGGGCGUGGCCCGGCCCACAGCACCCUUCAGCCUGGCCAGCACCAGCAUCGACGCUGUGCAGGGCAGCGAGGACCUCUUCUGUGUGGAGCCACUGCCUCCGCGGCCCUCAGCGGAACAGCCCAGCAGCUCGAGUCAAGCUGCAUCCUCGUAUGUCGCACGGAACCCGCAGCCCCGGCGUAGCAACCAGCCACAGCCGGCAGGUGGGAGAGACGAGGAGACGGAGGACAUCGUGUCUGCGGACGUGGAGGAGGUGGAGGUGGUUGAGGGUGUAGCCGGGGAGGAGGAUCACCACGACGACCAGGAAGAGCAAGGAGAGGAGAAUGUGGAGGCGGAGGGGCAACAUGACGAGCAUGAUGAGGACGGCAGCGACAUGGAGCUGGACUUAUUAGCAGCUGCAGAGACCGAGAGCGACAGUGAGAGUAACCACAGCAACCAGGACAACGCCAGUGGACGGAGGAGCGUGGUCACUGCUGCCACUGCAGGCUCCGAAGCCGGUGCCAGCAGUGUCCCAGCGUUCUUCUCUGAGGAUGAUUCUCAGUCCAACGACUCGAGCGACUCUGACAGCAGCAGCAGCCAGAGUGACGACGUGGAGCAGGAGACCUUCCUGGUGGAUGAGCCGCUGGAGCGGACGGCGGGGGCCACAGGCGCGAACGUGGCUGCGCAGGCGCCCCGCUCCAUGCAGUGGGCUGUGCGAGGCAGCGCUGGCCAGCGCACUCCUGUCAGCACCCCCGCCAGCUCCUCCACCCCUGCCGGGAGCUCCACAGGCCUGAUCUACAUCGACCCGUCCAGCCUCCGCCGCAGUGGCACCAUCAGCACCAGCGCCGCCGCCGCCGCUGCUGCCAUGGAGGCCAGCAGCUACCUGACGUCAGCCAGCAGCCUGGCGCGCGCCUACAGCAUCGUCAUCCGCCAGGUGUCGGACCUCAUGGGCAUCAUCCCCAAGUACAACCACCUGGUGUACAGUCAGUACCCGGCUGCUGUGAAGCUCACCUACCAGGACGCGGUGAAGCUGCAGAGCUAUGUGGAGGAGAAGCUGUUUCCCACCUGGACCUGGAUGGUGUCCAUCAUGGAUUCCACAGAGGUGCAGCUGCGCUACGGCUCCGCUUUGUCCUCGGCGGGCGACCCGAGCCACUCCAGCCACCCGCUACAUGCCUCACAGCACACAGGCCGCCGGGAGCGCGUAGCCACCCGCGAGGAGGCCAGCUUACGGACCCUGGAGGGCCGCAGGCGCACUUCGACACUGCUCGCAGCGCGCCAGGGUGCUGCAUCUGCACGCAGUGACUUCCUCAACUACGCCCUGUCCCUGAUGCGGGCACACGGUGACGAGCACUCCGACGUGUUGCCGGUUCUCGACGUAUGCUCGCUGAAGCACGUGGCCUACGUUUUCCAGGCCCUCAUCUACUGGAUCAAGGCCAUGAAGCAGCAGACCACACUGGACACCCCGCAGGUGGACAGAAAGCAAACCCGGGAAAUACUUGAACUGGGUUUAGAUAAUGAGGACUCCGAGCAGGAAAACGACGAGGACACUAAUCAGAGCUCCACCCUCAACGACAAGGAUGAGGAGCCUGUUCCGGCUGAAAUGGGUCAGAACCACCCCUUCUUCCGCCGCUCAGACUCCAUGACGUUCCUGGGCUGCAUCCCUCCUAACCCCUUCGAGGUGCCUCUGGCAGAAGCUAUUCCCCUGGCAGACCAGUCUCACCUGUUACAGCCAAAUGCCAGGAAGGAAGAUCUGUUUGGUCGUCCAAGCCAGGGACUAUACUCUCCUUACAGCACAAGCAAAGGGCCCACUGAAGUCACUCAGGAAAGAAACUGUCUUGAGGUAACCAUCAAUGUCCUUCCCACCAAGAUGUCCUAUUCUACAAACAUGAAGAACGUGAUGUCCAUGCAGUCUCAGCAGAAGGUCACGGUGGCACGUGAACCAGAGGUCCCUGAGCCCGGCCCCUCAGCCCAUGACCUGGCUGCCCAGCUCAAGAGCAGCCUGCUGGCUGAGAUCGGCCUGACGGCCAGCGAGGGGCCACCGCUGCAUUCCUUCAGGCCACGCUGCAGCUUCAUGGGCAUGGUGAUCUCCCAUGACAUGCUGCUGGGCCGUUGGCGUCUCUCCCUUGAGCUCUUUGGGCGGGUCUUCAUGGAAGAUGUUGGGGCGGAGCCUGGAUCGAUCUUGACAGAGCUGGGGGGCUUUGAGGUGAAGGAGUCCAAGUUCAGGCGGGAAAUGGAGAAGCUGCGGAACCAGCAGUCCCGUGACCUGACGCUAGAGGUGGAACGUGACCGCGACCAGUUGAUCCAGCAGACCAUGCGGCAGCUGAACGCACAUUUUGGUCGCCGCUGCGCUGCCACUCCCAUGGCCGUACACCGCGUCAAGGUCACCUUCAAGGACGAGCCGGGCGAGGGCAGCGGCGUGGCGCGGAGCUUCUACACGGCCGUGGCCCAGGCCGUUCUCUCCAACGAGAAGUUACCCAGCCUGGACUGUCUGCAGAGUGCUGGCAAGGGCCUGCAGGCCAGCAGUCUAAUGCAGCGUCUGAGGAACAGAGACCGAGAGAGGGAGAGGAGAAGUGGGGGGCUGCGAACCAGUUCACGCAGAGACCGUGACAGAGAUUCGAGGAGACAGCUGUCCAUCGAUACUCGGCCCUUCAGGCCUGCAGCUGAAGGAAACCCAAGCGAGGAUGCAGACCCUCUGCCAGCUCACAGACAGGCGCUGGGGGAGAGGCUGUACCCACGGGUGAAUUCCAUGCAACCGGCAUUUGCCAGCAAGAUUACAGGGAUGUUGUUGGAGCUGUCCCCAGCUCAGCUGCUGCUGCUCCUGGCCAGCGAGGACUCGCUACGGGCCAGGGUGGAGGAGGCCAUGGAACUCAUCAUUGCACAUGGAAGGGAAAAUGGUGCAGACAGCAUAUUAGACCUUGGCUUGUCAGACGCCUCAAAGUCCCAGCAGCCGGAGAGUCGCAAACAGCACGGCUCGGGCCGUAGUGUGGUGGACAUGGAGCUGGAUGAUGGGGACGACAGUGACGACAGCACCCCCCUCUUCUACCAGCCCGGUCGGAGGGGUUUCUACUCCCCCCGACCCGGGAAGAACACAGAGGCGCGGCUCAACUGCUUUCGCAACAUCGGCAGAAUGCUUGGCCUGUGCCUGUUGCAGAAUGAACUAUGUCCCAUCACACUGAACCGACAUGCCAUCAAGGUGCUGCUUGGGCGGAAGGUAAACUGGCACGACUUUGCAUUCUUUGAUCCCGUGAUGUACGAGAGCCUGCGACAGCUGAUCCGUCACUCUCAGACAAGCGAGGCAGAGGCAGCAUUCGCCGCCAUGGAUCUGGCUUUCGCCAUUGACCUCUGCAAAGAGGAAGGGAGUGGGCAGGUGGAGCUCCUACCUAGAGGCGUGAACAUCCCUGUGACACCCCUGAAUGUAUACGAAUACGUGAGAAAGUAUGCGGAACAUCGGAUGCUGGUGGUGGCUGAACAGCCUCUGCAUGCAAUGAGGAAAGGUCUCCUGGACGUGCUUCCCAAAAAUUCCCUGGAGGACCUGACAGCCGAAGACUUCAGGCUUCUGGUGAAUGGGUGUGGAGAGGUCAACGUGCAGAUGCUCAUCAGCUUCACAUCCUUCAACGAUGAGUCUGGGGAAAAUGCAGAAAAACUGCUGCAGUUCAAGCGAUGGUUUUGGUCAAUCGUGGAGAAAAUGAGCGUGGCUGAGAGGCAGGAUCUGGUGUACUUCUGGACAUCUAGUCCGUCCUUGCCAGCCAGUGAGGAGGGCUUCCAGCCUAUGCCCUCUAUCACCAUUCGACCCCCCGACGAUCAGCACCUUCCUACCGCCAACACCUGCAUCUCUCGCCUCUACGUGCCGCUGUACUCUUCCAAACAGAUCCUCAAACAGAAACUCCUGCUAGCAAUCAAGACCAAGAACUUUGGUUUUGUGUAGAGCUUAACAACACAUUUACUGUUGUGUACUGUUUAGUUUUAUUAUGAUUUUUUUUUUUGUCUUUACAUCAUUACAAAGGCUGUUGCCUCCCUGGUUGAUCAUUUUUCUGUGUCCUAAACGAAGGCAACUUGUGUUUUCCUGACAAAAAAAAACAUGUACAUUCCUGUACAGCUAUUUGCAUCACCAGCUUGAACUGUAACUUCCUAGGAAUUUGGUCAGACAGUAAACUGUCGGCAGAACCCAGCCAAAGAUGACAGAAUAAAUAUUAAAAUUAAAAUAGUUACACUGUGAUUAUGAUUUAUUUUGCCCUGGACAGAAUACAUAAUAUUGAAUGUUCACUGCUGCCUUUGUCAAAAGUCGUUUGUAUAGGGGGAGUAGGGAGUUUCAAAAAUAAACUUGGACGCAAAAUA